Messenger RNA from Phycomyces blakesleeanus NRRL 1555(-), 372 nucleotides. RefSeq lists its product as hypothetical. The transcript is spliced from 2 exons. The coding region runs from base 1 to 372 and encodes 123 amino acids. NCBI's taxonomy places the organism in Eukaryota, Fungi, Mucoromycota, Mucoromycetes, Mucorales, Phycomycetaceae. Gene Ontology annotation, cellular component: cytosolic large ribosomal subunit; ribosome. Gene Ontology annotation, biological process: cytoplasmic translation. Gene Ontology annotation, molecular function: structural constituent of ribosome. The record is from RefSeq and is a predicted model, not a curated record.
AUGUCUGCAAAGCAAUCCACAAAGUCCAACAAGCGUUCAACUCUCUCAGACGUCGUCACCCGUGAAUACACUGUCCAUUUGCACAAACACGUCCACAGCAGAUCCUUCAAGCGCCGCACCCCCUGUGCAAUCAAGGCACUAAAGGAAUUCGCAAAGAAGCAGAUGGGAACAGAUGACGUCCGCCUCGAUCCCUCUCUCAACAAGCAGCUCUGGUCUCGUGGUAUUCGCAGUGUCCCUCACCGUGUCCGCGUCCGGAUCUCCCGCAAGCGCAAUGACGAUGAAGAUGCCAAAUUCAAGCUCUACUCUCAAAUCAGUUUUGUCUCGGUCCCUAGUUUCAAGGGCCUGGAGACAACUGUUGUGGACGAUGAAUAA